Messenger RNA from Thrips palmi, 1463 nucleotides. RefSeq lists its product as uncharacterized. The transcript is spliced from 8 exons. The record is from RefSeq and is a predicted model, not a curated record. The coding region runs from base 97 to 696 and encodes 199 amino acids. NCBI's taxonomy places the organism in Eukaryota, Metazoa, Arthropoda, Insecta, Thysanoptera, Thripidae.
GUCCGAAACCACAACACCCGUCUUCUCACAGCGUUUCAAGCGAAUAUUUUCAUCCACUUUGCUGAUGCACGUUUCAACUGGCACUAACUGUGGAAAAUGGAGAUCAGGAAGAGGAUUCCAACUGGAGUUAGCCUUCUCGCGGCAGUUCUUCUUGGCUUCUCUGAUGGGCAGAAAGUGGCGGGACCGUACGAGAUCGUCGUAGAACACAUGGAAACAUGCCCACCCAAGCUACUUGAUCGCCCAUUUCCUGUGACUGUAAGCUCCAGCAGAUAUGGUCAUGACCCCCAUGAGAAAUAUUUCAACGGAAACUUCACCACAAGUUUGACUUUCGAUGACAACGUAAACAGCGCCGUCGUGUUCGAUGCGUGGAGUUCUCGCGGGGGCUGGAAGGAGAACGCCGUGGUAAUGAAGUUCAGUCGUCUCUGCUCGUCUAUGAGCGCCUAUCUUCCAACCGUGUGGCAGCACCUUCGCACCCACGUCUAUGGGUCCAGAGGUCUCAUCAGGGACUGUCCCGCACCACCGGACACGUACAGCGUUUACAACCUGACGACGCCACGCUCGUCCGCGCUCAUCCCAGCGUUGUUCUACGGGAAAUGGCGUGUGAACCUCAGAGCCUUCCUCAAGGAACAAUGUUUUAUGUGCAUCCGUAUAGUUUUGCGAGUUGAACCCAAAGUCCCUCCAAGUUCACAGGGCUAAGCAACUAAAUGAACUAAGUUUAAGGACACCAGCGCUCCAGUUUUCAUCCUCCUCUGUUCUUUCGGAUCGUCUGUCGUGUACGUUACUUCCGGCAGGAUGUCACCACGGGCCUGUCCUCUCCUCGCAGCAUGCUGCCUCGUCCUCGUCGGCGUCGCAGUGUUACCCGUGGGCCUUAGCGCGGCCGCGGCCUCCACCACCCUUGCUCCCGACGACUCAUCGCAGGCACCAGUGCUCGGGAAUGCGACUACACCUCAGUCUGGGAACGUGACCGCGUGCGACCGCGUGGACUCCAAGCCAGACGGCAGCAAAGUCUGCACCAGCGCGGUGCGUGCCUGGACGCUGCCGUGCGUGGGCUACAUCAUCGUCGCUGGCAUCGCGGGGUUCUUCGCACUCUUCCUUACGGUGCCUUGCAUGCUGGCCGCGGUGGGCUUCGGUGUCAUCGGCGUCGCGGCAGGCAGCAUUGCAGCGUGCUUUCAGGGAGCCUGUGGGACGCCGCCCUGUUUCCGUUGCAUGCAGAGUACAGCGAUGCUGGGAGUCCCUCUACCAGUUCGCGGUUGGAUGGGAGCGGUGGGCUUCGGCGCGGGCUGCGUGGCGGGAGCGUACUGGCUUCCUAUGUGCUUUACUGAUCAGGAAACACCCAUCAAUGUCUCCGGUUAAGAAUGUCAUUCCGUUUUACCUUCUUAAACUUCUGAUUUAAAAUGCAGUCUUUAUUUAUUUUAUGAUUGUUGUGUGAUGCUUCUAAUAAAACAGGACAAAGUAAAAGUUAA